AUGUUAAAAGCCGUCAAAUUACUCUUUCCAGAAUUCCACAAUUUAGUCUCUAUUGAUUAUUCAAGCAAAGAAAUCAUGUUGAAAGUUGUGCAAGAAUUUGGAUUUUUGUUGAAGUUUGCAUCAGAAGAACUCAAAAAUGAUCGAGAUAUUGUUUUGAAUGCUGUGAAAAGUGAUGGUCUUUUGAUUGAAUUCGCCUCUAGUUAUUUGCAGAAUGACAGAGAAAUUGCUCUUGAAGCAAUCAAACAAAAUGGCUCAGCAUUGAAAUUUGUUUCUCCAAAUUUAAAGAAAACUAAAGAUUUUGUAUUGACUGCCGUGAAUCAAAAUGGGUUUGCACUUCAACAUGCAUCUAAAGAGUUGAAAAAUGAUAGAGAAGUUGUAAUGACGGCUGUCAGACGAAACGGUUAUGCUCUUGAAUUUGCUGAUGCAAUGCUGAAACGAGAUCAAGAAAUUAUAUUCGAAGCAAUCAAUCAAAUCAACGAUGCGUUUGUUGGCGCUUCUAAAGAACUCUUGUGA
Naegleria fowleri is the source of this 513-nucleotide messenger RNA. RefSeq lists its product as uncharacterized. The transcript has a single exon. The record is from RefSeq and is a predicted model, not a curated record. The coding region runs from base 1 to 513 and encodes 170 amino acids. NCBI's taxonomy places the organism in Eukaryota, Heterolobosea, Eutetramitea, Acrasida, Naegleriidae.